AUGUUUGCGUCAUGUGUGUCGAGAUGUUCUGAAGGCUCGCGGCGUUUUGAAUUGCAGAUGUAUUUGAGUCAUGGAUUACUUCCAUCGCCUAUCGGAUUCUUAGUAGAGAAUUCGAAAUCUAAUCCAGCGUUACUAAACUAUGGCAAAUUCGAUUUAUUAAGCUCUUCAAAAUCAAAUGCAAAAGCACUUAUCUCUAAGCUCAGUACUUGUUUUUCAGAUGACCGGAGGCAACAACAGCAAACUGUGCUGUCCACUUCUCAGCAGCGAAUUCGACCGAAUUUCGCUAAUGAUGUAUAUGGUGUCGAUGAAUCGAUUAAGCAGCAGUAUCCCUCCUCAUCGCAUAUGCAUUCUGAAAUGAAUAGCGGAACGGUAUUUGAAAUGUGUGAGUCGGCCUUGGCUCAAAGGAGAUCUGCUCAGCUACCGAAGCUGAAAGAAAUCUCUAACAAACCACGAUUCGAAAGCAAUGAUUUCAUGAAUCGUGGUGAAAUGAUGGAUUUGGAUUUUGUUUAUACGGAUUGUGAUACUCACGCUGCUGAACUUGCAGAACUUUAUACAUAUAGUGAAAUUGAAGAUUGGGCUACAAAUGUUCAUUCAUUCAGAAAUUAUGCUGAAGCAAAGAGGAUUGAAACAGUUUGGUCUUCUCUUUCAACGAAUCAACAAAAAGCGAUAUUUUUUGAUCUGAUAGAACGUUUGGAAAGUGUUGAAACUGAUGUACGAUUGGAUUCAGCGCGAAUAAUACUCUACAUUUUACAAGGUGCUUAUUUGGAUUUUAUCGAUGAACAGAAUAUUAACAUCGAUGAUGCUUUCAAUGUAGAUAAAGCAAGAGAACCAGUAGAUUUUGGUACAGGUGGUUAUGAGGAAAAAUGUUUAUCGGAAGGAAUAAUUAAUGCUUAUAAGGCGUAUGAAGCUGGUGUUUUUCAGGCAUUGUGUACCGCCCUUAUGACAGAGCUUGAUGACCCUUGGGACGUUGCUGCUUCUGGAGAACCACGCGCCAGCCAGUGUUCAUCACUAUCUAACAGUAGAUCGACAUCGAAUGCGGAUUUAACGGAUAGCGUUCUUCUGGUACUAUAUUUAGUUGAUCGACGGGUUCGUAAAAGUGCAACAAUGACUGAUAAUGAAUCGCUUCGAGUUGUUUUGAAUGCCAUUUAUCACAUGGUGGAAUCUAUAAGACGAAAAGAUUUAUUUGAUUUUGUUAUUCCUUCUGAUAAAAAAAAUUACUGCGCAGAACUGAGGCAAAAUUUUAUCACAGAAAUAGAGGAACCGAUUGAGAAUGUCGGUACGUCACUGAUCAUGGUUUUAUUCGAAAUGAUGCCACCAUUUUGCCAAGGAACUAGUCCUCAUUUUCCAAUGAAGAAGGUACUGUUACUUACAUGGAAGAUUUUAUUAACAAUAUUGGGUGGAUGGAAAGAUUUAAGAGAAGCUAAAGCUUCUCGUAGAGCAGCGGAAAAUUUACCACCUGUAGAAGAUACAUUAAUGGUCGUAAGUGUUAUGAAGGCUUCUUCAAUAAAUGGUGCUGAUUCCGAUCAGAAUCCAGCUCUUAUGCGACCUAAGCGACCAUUGCAUUCUCCUGCUCGUCUUAUAUAUCGCCAGUUGGCUUGUACCGAAUCACCUGAAUCUUCUUUCAAAGAAGAUGAUGAAGAUGAAAUGAAGGUCGAUAUUCUUGAACAAGUAAGCGUUUUAGCAGAUAUAGAUAUUGCAACACAACCGAAUGAUGAAUUGAGCACAGAUACAACCACCAAAGCUGAAAAAACAGUCACUCCCCCAAGAUAUGAAUUAUCAAGUCAUGAUAUUUCUACGUCUAUGCCAAAUUCGUUUAAGCGAUCUAAUCCUUUAAUGAGAGAAAAUUUCUUUAAUAGUUCUCUAUCUUGUGGUGAUCGUACGCCUGUGGCUGGUACACCCCCACCAAUGGAAAUACUCUUCCGGGCAUCUUUACCAUGGAGGCCCAAAGUUCGCGAAGAAGAUAUUGAAGUUUUUUUACAAGCAGAAAGGGUGAAAUUUUUUGAUUAUCAAUUGCCCGGUGAUGUUUCCACUGUUUUCGGUUUACCAUUUCCAAUUCAGAGCAGUGUUGAAGCUCUUAGGCGACAUUUAUAUGUUUCACUGUGCGACUUGCAGGUAAAACAGGAAAAGAAUUUAAAUCGUUAUUUGUUUUCACAAAGAGAGGUGAUUAAUGAGAAUGCGACAGAAAGAUUGUAUCGUUUGAUGCUGCCAAAUUUUAGCCAAUAUAUAAUAGCUCUUUUAAAAGUUUUGUUAGCUGCAGCGCCCUCGUCAAAGGCGAAGAGCGAUGCAAUAAAUAUUCUAUCCGAUUUGUUAACACCAGAAACAGAUAAUAAUGAAAUUCUUUCGAAUUCAAUUAAUUUCGAAAGCUCAUUAACAAAUGUGCUUGAACAUAGUGUGCGAAUUGCUAUUGAUAUUAAUAGGCACAAAGAAAUAAUGGUUAAAGCUGCAUCGUCGAUUUUAAUCCUUCUCUUGAAGCAUUUUCGUCUUAAUCAUGUGUAUCAGUUCGAACAUCUCGGGCAACAUCUAGUUUUCGCAAAUUCGAUACCACUUAUACUAAAAUUCUUAGAUCAGAAUAUGGUUCGUUAUGUCCAGUCUAAACAUGAAUUGCAUCCAUUCAAUUAUCCUAGAGCACCUCUAUAUUUUGUCAGAAAUCGCGAAGAAUGGCCGGUAUUAAAUAUGGACAACGUUGAGGAUAUUGCUUCUCAGUCACAAUCUUAUUAUUUGUGGCGAAAUGUUUUUUCAAUAAUAAAUUUAUUGCGGGUCCUCAAUAAGUUAACAAAAUGGAAGCAUUCACGAACUAUGAUGCUUGUCGUAUUCAAAUCAGCACCUAUGUUAAAACGAUCCUUACGGGUAAAAUUGGCUAUUUUUCAAUUAUAUGUCUUGAAACUGCUGAAAAUGCAAGCACGUUAUUUAGGACGUCAGUGGCGUCGUUCUAAUAUGGAAAUUAUGUCCGCUAUCUACAGUAAAGUUAGACACAGACUUAAUGAUGAUUGGGCUUAUGCAAAUGAAGCGAGAUCAAAAUCAUGGGAUUUCCAGAAUGAAGAAGCUAUAUUGAAAGCUGCUGUUGAGAAAUUCAACUCCCGUCGUUAUUCCCAUCUUUAUUCCGUUUUUGCUCUUGAACCUGGUGAAUCACCGUUGCCUGGAGAAAAUUAUUUGGAUACCACCGAUUUACGAGAAUAUGAGCCAGUUGAUAACAGCUAUCAGUCGGUUUUAGGCAAUAAUCGUGAUUUAAGUGAGCGGUUUAAACGAAAUUAUGAACAGUGGGUUGAAGUUGAGGUGAUAAAGCGUCAUACAGAUUGGGAUCAGCUUUUGAUUGAUUCUCGUGGUUUCAUUGAUAUAUUGGUGGAGAAUAAUGUUACGAAGACAUUUGAAUAUCGCCAAGCAGAUAACUUUUCCUUUCGUAUAUUGUUCUGGACGAUGGGAAUCGGUUGUAUCGUAAUUUCUUCUUUCGGCAAUGAACAAAAAAUUUCUGCACGACCGUUAAAUGCAUCUAACAUGGCAGAGAGACUAGGAGAUUAUGCAAAAUUUCAUUGGGACAGUAGUGUGAAAUCUAAUGAUCCUGAAGUAGUUGAAUUAGCGGAUGGAAUUUUAGCAGGUUCGAGAGCAGCGCUUGCUCAAGGCAUAACUCUUCUUCAAGCCAGACAUCCUAAAAAACGAGCUCAGGGCAAUUAUCUAAUGGGAAGAAUACUUCAAGAAGAAAGAGAACGGUUCAAACAAAAAGGGGCUGAUGCUCUCAUUUUUCGCAUCGGUAUAUCAGGUAGUCCUGGUGUCGGCAAGUCUUCGUUUAUUGAGGCGUUUGGUGAAGAGUUAAUAAAUAAGGGUAAACGGGUUGCUGUACUUACAGUAGAUCCGUCAUCAGUCACUACUGGAGGGUCGUUGUUGGGUGAUUUGACUAGAAUGCCGAAUUUGUCGCGAAAUCCUAAGGCUUUUAUACGUCAGUCACCAUCCAGCGGAUCUUUGGGAGGUGUUACGCGUGGUGUACAUGAAGCAAUAAUUUUAUGCGAGGGUGCUGGGUACGAUAUCGUCAUUGUUGAAACUGUUGGAGUUGGCCAAUCUGAAAUCGGUGCGAGCGAUAUGAGCGAUAUCUUUUGCUUGUUACUGUCACCAGCUCAUGGGGACGAAUUACAGGCAUCAAUUAGAAUAUAUAUAUCUGGUGUAAAACGAGGUAUUGUUGAACAAAGUGAUCUUCUUAUCGUUACUAAAGCUGAUGGCGAUCUAGAACGAAAGGCAACAGCAACUCAAACGGAAUAUAUAUCAGCACUAAAGUUCAUGCGACCAAGAUCGGAAGUAUGGCGACCUUCGGUUAUGACAGCUUCAAUCUAUAAACCUGAAACAAUCGCCGCGGUAUGGCAGAAGAUGUCUGAAUUUUGGGAAAUUUCUUAUAAAACAGGUUUACUGUUGAAUCGUCGUAAUGAACAAUUUACUACAUGGAUGUGGAAUCAUGUACAGGACGAGGUCAUGGCGAUAUUUCGACAGCAUCCCGAUAUUGUGAAUAAGGCCCCUCAACUUGAACGUGAUAUACGUUUGGGUAAUAUUACUCCUGGUUUUGCCGCAGAAAAUUUGUUACGGACUUUCUUUGGAUUUUAG
Dracunculus medinensis (Guinea worm) is the source of this 4584-nucleotide messenger RNA. Lineage: Eukaryota; Metazoa; Nematoda; Chromadorea; Rhabditida; Dracunculidae. The record is from the annotation of a GenBank genome assembly.